AUGCUCCUGGAGCUGCAGAAUGCAGCCCUAGUUAUCAAUAACACUCUUCAAGAAGAAUGUGCCAGCCACCUGCCCAAGGGUAUUAAGCCUGGCAGUUCAUCCACCCCUAAUAGGGGGACAAGUACUGGCCAGCCAGCCAUGACCUUGAAGAAGCUCUCCAACAACCCCAACUUUGUGUUGGAAGAGGAGCAUAACCGCUGCUGUGCCAAAGGCACCUGUAUCAAAUGCAGGAAAAUGGGACAUAAGUUUGCAGAAUGCCACACAGGAUGGAAGGCAACCCCUAAAGAGGACAAGGGGAAGCCUAAAGAAACUGCCAAAAUUGGCAAAGAGUUUAGACCCAACUUGGGAAAAGACUAA
Rhizoctonia solani is the source of this 357-nucleotide messenger RNA. Its product is annotated as Retrotransposon-derived protein PEG10. The transcript has a single exon. NCBI's taxonomy places the organism in Eukaryota, Fungi, Basidiomycota, Agaricomycetes, Cantharellales, Ceratobasidiaceae. The record is from RefSeq and is a predicted model, not a curated record. The coding region runs from base 1 to 357 and encodes 118 amino acids.